AUGUCUAAGAUCUUGACAGUAUUCGGUGCCACGGGCAACCAAGGCGGUUCCGUCAUUCGAGCGGUGCUUGCUGAUAGUGUUCUGUCCAAGGAAUUUUCUAUUCGUGGCAUCACUCGCGAUGUUUCCAAGCCUGCGGCCAAAGCUCUUGCCUCGAAAGGUGUCGACGUUCGCGCCGCCGAUAUGAGCUCCAAAGACUCUCUUGCCAAGGCACUCGAGGGAUCCCACAGCGUUUUCUUGGUCACGACCCCCGAUUUCAUGUCUGGUGGGCCGAGCCAGGAACUCAAUCAUGGCAAGAACGUUGCCGAUGUUGCAGAGACAUGUGGCGUCCAGCACCUCAUCUUUUCGUCCUUGCUCCACGUCACAGACGAGACAAACGGACGCUUGAAGCACGUCGAGCACUUUGACAUGAAGGCCGACGUGGAGCGCUACAUUCGUGCAAAGAACGUCCCAAGCACGUUCAUCCUCCCUGGAUACUUUAUGAGCAACUUUACAGCCUUGCAGAUGAUUAGAAAGGGCGAGGACGGCGUCUACAGUCUGGCCUAUCCCGUCAGCGACAAGGCCGAGUUUCCGCUCAUUGACACGGAAUCUGACAUUGGUAAAUACGCUGUUGCAGUUCUACGAAACCGUGCCAAGGUCAUUGGAAAGCAGAUCCUCGCGGCUGCAGAUUAUUAUACUCCGACCCGAAUCCUCUCAGAGUUUGAGGAGGUUACGCAGAGCAAGACACGCUUCGUUCAACUAGAUGCUGAAACGUACAAGAGUUUCCUCCCUGCUCCCAUGGCCCAGGAAAUGUUGGAGAACCACUUGUUCAUUGAAGAGCCUGGUUAUUAUGCCGGCAAGAGCUUGCAGGAGUCUUUGGACUUGCUUGCCAAGGUGAACUUGAAGCCUACCACUUGGAAGGACUUCUUGAUCAAGAACAAGGCUGCACUAUAG
This is a messenger RNA of Pestalotiopsis fici W106-1, 930 nucleotides long. RefSeq lists its product as uncharacterized. NCBI's taxonomy places the organism in Eukaryota, Fungi, Ascomycota, Sordariomycetes, Amphisphaeriales, Sporocadaceae. The record is from RefSeq and is a predicted model, not a curated record. The transcript has 3 exons. Bases 1 to 930 code for a protein of 309 amino acids.